CAGCAGUGUUGAGAGAAUGCCUUUCAGACUCUUCCAGAAUCCAUUGGAAUUUCGAACAAAAACAGAGAGAGCAAAACACAGACCACGGUCAUCACGUACGCGAGAGAGAGAGAGAGAGAGAGAGAGAGAGAGAUUAGUAGAUUUGGAGAGAGAGAGAGAGAGAGAGAGAGAAGGAUUGAUGUCAGGAGAGAGAAAAAGAACGAUCAAGCUGUUCUGCCCAUCCCUGUCGAAGGCAAUAGCAUUCGUGGCAUGGGAAGAACAGAGGCUCGACCUCGGGUCCAUAUCCCGGGCCUUCGGGCUUGACCCGGCUACUCUCAAGCUCAACGGCCACUUCAUUGGCAGAGGAGUUGAUCUCAUAGCCUUGUCGGUCACGUGGAAGUCCCUCUUCUCGUUCUUCUCCUCACGCGGUUUGUCCACCGGAGAGACGGACUCCGGCGCACUCAUCGUCGACGGCAAGCUCUCGAGAAUAGGAACCAAGAGAGCACAUGAACAAGCAUAUGUAGAAAAUGGGAUUUGCUGUGAGAGUGAACGCCCAAGUUGCAGUAUAAACACAAGGCCAUGGCUUGAAGAUGAAGAUACCAACUUUCUCAAAAGUAAAAGGCUAAAGGAGAGAAACUCAGGAGAUAGUGACAGCGAGGAUAAAGUUGCCAGAGGUGAUGGUUUUGGCCUGAAGAGAAAGCAAUGUUUGGAAGAUGUCGUCCCCUUGAAGAGGAUAAAAAUGGCUGGAACUAACUCAGGUUCUGAAUCAGGAGAGAGUGGUAUAUCCGGAGUGAUUUCAAACACCCAAUUUCGGUGCAGUUUAACCAGUAGUUACAACAUGAAACGAAUAAGAGAAGAUGAUAUGGUUAGUGCUGCUCCUUGUAAGAAGACCAGAUAAUGAGUAAGAAGACCAGAUGAUGGUUCUCAAUGUGGAAUCCAACUGCGUGAAUGCUACUAUCUUUCCCUUGGUGCCUCUUUUCAGUUGUAUAGUUCUAUGUUCAAUUUUCAAGUAUGAAAUUAGCUCUCGCAAUUACUGUAUGCAUGCAGGGAUGUUGAUAUUAGUUCCUAAAAUGAUGGCCCUAAGGGUUUGUACAUGUCGUGGUGCAUUGCCUUGACAUGCCGCACGGAGUAUUUCUGAUCAGAUGGAGGGAUUUAAACUAGCUUAAGGUCUAUGGCCUGUGGAUGGGGCAUCAUUACAUCAGCACAAUGCCCAUCAAGGCCAUUCAAUCUUAAUAACCAUGUGGGCCAAAAGCUUGCAUGUUGGUCCCUGCUAAAGUGCUAUCUUCAUGUUAUGGCUAUAACAAAAGCUUCAAUUAUGGGGGAAUCA
Rhododendron vialii is the source of this 1306-nucleotide messenger RNA. RefSeq lists its product as uncharacterized. The transcript has 4 exons. Bases 17 to 877 code for a protein of 286 amino acids. The record is from RefSeq and is a predicted model, not a curated record. Lineage: Eukaryota; Viridiplantae; Streptophyta; Magnoliopsida; Ericales; Ericaceae.